AGGAGGACCUGGAGGCCCUGAGGAAAGAGGAGGCGAGGCUGAAGAAGGAGAUCCAAGGGCUCAAGGCCACCGUUGCGGAGCGCGAGGCCACCAUUGCGGAGCUGCAGGGGCGGCCCGUCGAGCAGGGAAGCGGCGAAGACCCGCUGAAGGCCGCGGAGCUGAUGAAGUUCAAGUUGAAGUACGCGUCGAUAAAGCAGAAGUACGAUGAGCUGCUGCAGCAGCACGAGGAGCUCCAGCAGAAGGUGGCCAAGCUCACGGAGAAGCUGAAGAGAACAGUCGGCGAAGAGGUGGUCAACGAGACGAUGGCCGAGAUCGAGCUCGAGCCGGUGAUGAAGCGAGGCUACGUGAAGGCCUGGGACCGGCUCUACCGAGAUGCGCAGCGGCGCCAGCAGGUCGCGGCGGCCAACCACUCGAUCCUCAUGGGGCAGCAGCCGCCCCCGGACGCGGGCCCCAGCCCAAGGCCUGGCAGUGCGGGCCCGCAGUCGGCCACGCAGUCGACGCCGACGCUGCCAUCGCUGCAGACGCUCAAGAGCAAGCAGUUCGGCAUCAGCGCGCUGAUGGGCCUCGGCGGCGGCCUGAGGAACCCUCUCGGCGGCCUGGGCGGCAGCCUCCCCGUCGGCCUGGGAGGCGGCCGCGGCGGCGGAGCGUCGUCGGACGAGGAGGUGCGCGCGGCCGCCGGCGGGCCGCGGGCCGCCGCCCCGGGCACCGACGCAGCGGGCAGGUACGUGUGCCCGAACUGCAAGCAGCUCAUUGCCGUCCUGCGCCCAGUCCCCGCUGGCGCUGAGUUUGGUCAGCAGCAGCCGGCAGUCUCGCCACAAGGCGUGGCCAAGCAGUUCCAGAGAGCGCUGCAGAAGCGGGCCAGCGAGGUGGUGCAGCGGCCUGGGAGUGCCGCAGCCCGCGAGGUGCUGCAGCACCAGAAGCGGGCCAGCGGGCCGGCCAUCUUCGGCGCGGCCACGUCCCCCACGGCGUCCCUGCGGCUGGGCACAGGAGACGAGGGCGUGCAGGGGCGCUCCCUGUCGAAGACCUCGCCCACGGCGCCCGACGCCGCUAGGCGGCCGGGCAACCUCCCGGCCCUCCCGGUGGCGGACGUCCCCGCGGUGCCCGCCAGCGACGGCAAGCCGCAGCCAACCGCCCCGCCCGACCUGUCGGCGGCGCUGCAGCGCUUCAAGGGGUCGUCCUUCGGCAGGCCAGAGUCCGAGAAGAAGGCCGAGAAAAGGAGCCAGAGCCCGAAGGACAACAGGAGCCCCCGAAGCCAGGGGCCGCAGCGCUCUGACGAGUUCGGCGCCGUCGGCGGCCCGCCGGUCGAGACGGCCGUCCAGGGGCAGCAGCAGCGGGGGCUCGGCAUCGCCAGCGCCGUGGCGGCGCAGCUCGGGCCCGCCGGCGCCGUGCAGCAGCAGGGGGCGCUCGGGAUCGCCAGCGCCGUGGCGGCGCAGCUCGGGCCCGACGGCGCCGUGCAGGCGCGCCCCCAGAGGCCCGUUGCCCGGUGCGCCGGCAUGGGCGGUGACUGUCUGGCCCACCUGGGGUUGCAGGCGGAGCUGCGCGCGGGGCACGAAGCGCGCAGUGGGUUCGCCGAGAUGAGCUUCGGCCGCGCGGGCGGUCGGGCCCACUGCGGCCGUAGGGGGACCUCCCUGUGGGGCACGGAGCGUGCGAGGGAUGCGCUGGAGCAGCACGAGGGAGCGGGGGGCGGUAUGGAGGAGGCCGCGCUCCACGCCGGCCCGCCGUCCCAGGCCGCCCGGCCUUCGAGCGGCGCCGCCGCCCUGCGGCAGAGCGGCGCCGGCGCGGCAGGCCCGCCGCCGCACGGCGGCCCCCGGCCCGCGCCGGGGCCGCCCGGCGCCCGGCCGAGCGGCAGCCCGCCGCGCAGCACCCCGCCGGGGGCGGGGCGGCGGAGCGGCGCCCCGGAGGUGCUGGUCGCCCACGAGGCGCUCGCCGACGAGCUGCGCGACCCGGGCGUCCCCGAGAAAGCCGCGAUGAGGAACCCGUUGUUUCAGUCGUCUGGGUGGCAUCUUUGCUUGAGGACUGGCAGCCUGAAGGGGGCCAUGUCGGAUGGGCAGUCGGCCACGAUCGGCUUGCAGCGCGCCGCCCUGCGCGGCAGGCGCCCGAAUCCCGCAGCGCCCUGGACAUGCAGAGACGAGGCCUUCCGCGGCACGGGCGCGCACUUCGCCAAGCGUCGCGGCAGCGUGCUCGCGCCCCGGGAAUUCAACGUCGAAGCGCUGUCUCGAAUUUUGUUCGCAGCCGCCCGCGAGGACCCUGCGAGUGUCAUCGGCAGCUGCGAGUAA
Prorocentrum cordatum is the source of this 2276-nucleotide messenger RNA. The record is from the annotation of a GenBank genome assembly. Lineage: Eukaryota; Dinophyceae; Prorocentrales; Prorocentraceae.